This is a messenger RNA of Lactuca saligna, 495 nucleotides long. NCBI's taxonomy places the organism in Eukaryota, Viridiplantae, Streptophyta, Magnoliopsida, Asterales, Asteraceae. The record is from the annotation of a GenBank genome assembly.
AUGACGUCUCCGGUGGCCCUGCUCUCUUUCCUCCUCCUAUCUCUUCCACUUCUCUACUCCGCCGCCCCACUCACAGCUUACGAAGCCCUCGAACAAUACGAUUUCCCGGCGGGUCUGCUUCCACUGGGAGUCACAGGCUACACUCUCAACGAGGACACUGGAGAAUUUGAGGCGUACCUGAGUGAGACAUGCUCUUACUCAGUCGAAGGCUACGAUCUCAAAUACAAGUCCACCAUCAGCGGAAAAAUCAGCAAAGACAAGAUCACCGACUUGAAAGGUAUCAGCGUAAAAGUUGUGUUUUUCUGGGUGAACAUCGUGGAGGUCACCCGCGACGGCGAUGAGUUGUCUCUCUCCGUGGGGCUAUUGUCUGCGUCAUUUGACAUCAGUGGAUUCAUCGAGUCCCCACAGUGUGGUUGUGGGUUCGAUUGCAACGAUAUUCGAAUUGAUGAGAUUACGGAAGAGAAUAUGGAUAUGGUUUCGGUUUUGUCCUUCUGA